Messenger RNA from Elgaria multicarinata webbii, 6889 nucleotides. RefSeq names its product Rho guanine nucleotide exchange factor 11 (gene ARHGEF11). Lineage: Eukaryota; Metazoa; Chordata; Lepidosauria; Squamata; Anguidae. Gene Ontology annotation, cellular component: cytoplasm. The record is from RefSeq and is a predicted model, not a curated record. The coding region runs from base 760 to 5517 and encodes 1585 amino acids. The transcript has 42 exons. Gene Ontology annotation, biological process: G protein-coupled receptor signaling pathway; Rho protein signal transduction. Gene Ontology annotation, molecular function: G protein-coupled receptor binding; guanyl-nucleotide exchange factor activity.
GUGCGUGAGAAACGUUUAAUGUAUUCCCUCCCCCCUUGCAAAACAACGUUGUGUUAAGGGGUAUUUCUUCCCCCCCUCCCCUUUUUGCUUCUGUGUUUACAAGACAUUAUUCCAUUAUUCUCCCUUUUUUUAUUUAAUGGUUAAACUGGAUGUGGCCACUUUGCAUUUUUUAAUUUAUUUAUUAAUGAUUCUGAAGGGGGGGGACAUUUAGGAGAAGUUGGGCAUCUCUCGAGGGACUUCAACACACACACACACACACACACCCGUUAAGGGCCAGCUAUUUUAUUUAGUUUCCUCUCCUUUUCUCUCUGUGUCCCUUUGCCAACCAAAGAACAGCUGGUAAAACUGGAUUAUAAGGAUGUUUUGAUCUGUGUUUUGCAGUUAAGACUUUAAUAUUUGGAUGGGAAUCUGUCUUCAUUCCAGUUGGCUCUUCCGAUAGCAUUUGUAACCUUGAAAAAAAGUUUACUUUUUGGGGAGAGAGUUAUUUAAAAAAAUGGAAUUGUGAAGAAGAAGAAGAAGAAAAAGAAGGAAAAAAGGCAAAGAAAACCAGAUCACAGGAGGCUGCGGGAAAAUGUCUGGAUAUAAACUCAGGACGGACUUAAAGGUUCUGGACUCUUGAGUGCAGGAGAAAAUCAAUUUGUCGUCUUCUCUUUGUGGGAAAAUAACUUGCAAGAUUUGCAACUGAAUUUAUAUUUAGAAACUUGCCACGCACAGCCAAAGACCCCGGGGUGACCACCCUGGCGUUCUGGACUUGAAGACAUGAACAUGAGACCCCCUCAGACUGCACUGGACAGACCAGCCAGUAAAAAGCACGCUCACCUGCCCAGGUUAAGCAGCCUGUCUUCUCUGGGCGACUCGGCUCCGGAGCGGCGAUCCCCCGGCCACCACCGCCAGCCCUCCGACUCCAGCGAGACCACAGGUUUGGUUCAGCGCUGCGUCAUCAUCCAGAAAGACCAACAUGGCUUCGGCUUCACCGUCAGCGGGGACAGGAUUGUCUUGGUGCAGUCUGUCCGGCCAGGAGGAGCCGCCAUGAAGGCUGGCGUGCAGGAGGGCGAUCGGAUUGUCAAAGUGAACGGGACGAUGGUGACCAACAGCUCACAUCUCGAAGUCGUGAAGCUCAUCAAAUCUGGUGCUUAUGUUGCCCUCACUCUCCUGGGCUCCCCGCCUGCCUCGGUGGGCUUCUUGGGAUCCCAGCAGGACGGACACCAGGCGGGGGCUCCUCAGGUCACGCCGGCAUGCCCCCCGCCCCCGCCCCCCCCACCGCUGCCCCUGCCACAGCGCAUCACUGGGCCAAAGCCGCUGCAGGACCCCGAAGUCCAGAAGCACGCGACGCAGAUCCUCCGGAACAUGCUGAGGCAGGAAGAGGCCGAACUCCAGCGGUGUUACGAGGUCUACAGCCGGAAUCCUGCUUCCCUGCUCGAGGAGCAAAUCGAAGGCGCUCGCCGGAGGGUCAGCCAGCUGCAGCUCAAGAUCCGGCAGGAGACGGGCGGGUUGCUGGAUUCCACCCGGCCGUUCAGCGACUCCAGCUCCGUCACUUCCCGGGUGACCGACGGGCGCCUCUCCUUGGACUCCCAGGAUGGCGACAGCGGCCUGGACUCGGGCCCGGAGCGCUUCCCUUCCGUGAGUGAGAUCUCCCUGAACCGGAACUCUGUCCUCUCCGACCCCGGCCUGGACAGCCCCCACACCUCGCCCGUCAUCACGGCCCGGCUGUUCCAGCACCAUCGGCGCCAAGGCUCAGACACGCCUUUCCAACCCUCCACGGAGCAGGGCUUGGACCGAACGCCGCGGCCACUCAUCAUUGGUCCUGAGGAAGACUACGAUCCGGGGUGCUUUAACAACGAGUGUGAUGCCCUCUUCCAGGACUUGGGGAAGCUGAAGACGCGGCCGGCUCACCUGGGAGUUUUCUUGCGCUACAUCUUCUCUCAGGCCGACCCGAGUCCUCUGCUGCUGUACUUGUGUGCAGAUGUUUACCAGCAGAUGAACUCCAAGGACGCCCGCGGCCUCGGGAAGGACAUCUGGCACAUCUUCCUGGAGAAAUCCGCGCCUCUGAGAGUCAAGGUCUCCGAUCAUUUAUUGGCUGAGAUAGACUCCCGCCUGCGGAACGGGGAGGAUGUCCGAAGCGCAUUCUUGGAGGCGCAGGAGGCGGCCAUGCCCGAGAUCCAGGAGCAGAUCCAGGACUACAGGACGAAGCGCACCAUGGGCCUCGGGAGCUUGUAUGGGGAGAACGACUUGAUAGACCUGGACGGAGACCCCCUGAAGGAGCGCGAAGUGGCCGAGAGACACAUCGCCCAGCUCGGGGACAUCCUGUCCAAAUACGAAGAGGAGAGGAGCUCCCCCAUGAGCUUUGCCUUGAACACCUACAUGAGCCACGCGGGGAUCCGGCCCCGGGAGGCUCGGCCGGUCAGCGUCGUCGAGAAGUCGCAGGAGAAGGACAAGUGGCUGCCGUUCUUCCCCAAGGCCAAGAAGAGCAGCAGCACCAAGAAGGAGAAGGAGGCUCUGGUGGAGGACAAGAGGCGGAACCCCAUCCUCAAGUACAUCGGGAAGCCCAAGAGCUCUUCCCAGAGCACAUUUCAUGUCCCCUUGUCCCCCGUGGAAGUUAAGCCCGGCAACGUGAGGAAUAUCAUCCAGCACUUUGAGAACAACCAGCAUCACGACGGCCCGGAGUCCGCCGGCAUGCAGCGCCUCUCCACGGGGAGCUUCCCCGAAGACCUCCUGGAUUUGGACAGUUCCAGGUUGGAGGUGAAGCUUGGCCGGUCGGAGAGCCUGAAGGGCCGGGAGGAGCUCAAGAGGCUGCGGAAAGCGGAGAACGUGCCGCGCUCCCGGAGCGACGUGGACAUGGACGCUGCCGCCGAAGCCACCCGGCUCCACCAGUCGGCCUCGUCUUCCGCCUCCAGCCUCUCCGCCAGGUCCCUGGAGAACCCUACGCCACCCUACACGCCCAAAAUGGGGCGCAGGAGCAUCGAGUCCCCGAACCUGGGCUUCAGCGCAGACGCCUUCCUGCCCCACCUCCUGGAGGACGAGCUGGGGCACCUCUCGGACCUGGAGCUGGAGAUGGACUCCCAGAACUGGCAGCACACCGUGGGCCGCGACGUGGUGGCUUCUCUGCCCCAGCGGGAGAUCGACCGCCAGGAAGUCAUCAACGAGCUGUUUGUGACGGAGGCCUCCCACCUGCGGAUCCUGCGCGUCCUGGACGUCCUCUUCUACCAGCGCAUGCGGAAGGAGAGCCUGUUGCCUCGGGAGCAGCUGGCCCUGCUCUUCCCCAACCUCCCGGAGCUGAUCGAGAUCCACAAUUCCCUGUCGGAAUCCAUGAAGAAGAUCCGAGAAGAAGGGCCGGUCGUCAAGGAGAUCGGGGACCUCAUGCUUUCGCGGUUCGACGGGGCUGGGCGCGAGGAGAUCCAGGAGGUGGCUGCCGACUUCUGUGCUUAUCAGUCCACGGCCCUGGAGCUGAUCAAGACCAAGAAGCGGAAGGAGACCCGUUUCCAGCUCUUCAUGCAGGAAGCCGAGAGCCACCCUCAGUGCCGCCGGCUGCAGCUGAAAGACCUCAUCAUCUCCGAGAUGCAGCGCCUGACCAAGUACCCACUUCUGCUGGAGAACAUCCUCAAACACACCCACGGGGAGACCUUGGAAUACCGGAAGCUCCACCGGGCCCAGGAUCAGUGCCGGGAGAUCCUCAGGUACGUGAACGAGGCGGUGAAGCGGGCGGAAAACCAGCACCGCCUGGAGGCCUAUCAGAAGCGCCUGGAUACGACCUCCCUGGAGCGGACCAGCAACCCCCUGGCAGCGGAGUUCAAGAACCUGGACCUCCGAAGCCGGCGCAUGAUCCACGAGGGACUCUUGAGCUGGAGGAUCAGCAAGGACAAGACCGUGGACCUGCACGUCUUGCUGCUGGAAGACCUCCUGGUACUGCUCCAACGGCAGGAUGAGAAGCUGGUCCUGAAGUGCCACAGCAAGAUGGCGCUGGGCUCCUCGGACAUCAAGCAGACCUUCAGCCCAGUCCUCAAGCUCAACGCCGUCCUCAUCCGCUCCGUGGCCACCGAUAAGCGAGCCCUCUUCAUCAUCUGCACGUCUGAACUGGGCCCCCAGAUCUACGAGCUGGUGGCCUCGACCUCUUCGGAGAAGAACACGUGGAUGGAGCUUCUGGAGGAGGCGGUGAAGAGCGCCACCCGCAACGCCACCUUGCCCCCCAAGCGCCACUCCCAGGAGCUGCCUCUGCCCCGGCCAGCGCCUUCCAGCUUGGUGCUGCAGGAGGCCAACCUGCCCUCAAGCCUGGCCCAAGGAGACGACGCUUCCAGGCAAGGUGCGGAAGAGGAGGAGGAGGAGCAGGAGGAGGAGGAGGGGGCUUCAGACGAUACCCCAACGGAAGCCCUGGCUGAGGCGAGGCAUCCGGUGCUGGCAGAAGGACCAGAGGUUGGCGGCAGUGAGGAGGAGGAAGAGGAAGGGCUGCCCUCUGCUGCGUUGCCUGCCCUGCCCUCCCUGGAGGCGGAGGAAGAGGAGGAGGAGGAGGGGGAAGAAGAGGCGGAGGAAAGGCCGGAGCCUGGGCCCCUGACAGAGCCGGCAUCCUUUCUGGCUGAGUCAGCCCUGGAAGACGUGGAGACCCUGCGCCAUCUCCUCUUGCACAGCUUCCUUCCCUGCCGAGAGCCGGACCCCGAAGAGGACCUGACCCCCACCCCGUCUGUGGCCGGCGCCCACCCGCCCUGGGACCCUGCCCCGGCCACGCAGGACUCCGGAAGCCUGGAGGAGGAGCCGCCCGGGCCCUCAGGGGACUGUGAUCCCUCGCAGCCCCCUGGGCGUUCAGAGGGCAGCGGGAACGGGGCAGAGGAGGGCGCGCGGCAUGUGGAGGACCCCCCUGCUGCCCUGGCGGGGGCCGCUCAAGAGGCCGAGGGGCAGGGCGGCUACCAGGUGGUGCGGAAAGCCGAGGUGGAGGGAACUAGCGAGGCUCCUUCCUUGCCAGACGGCAGCCAGGCAGGAACCGGUGCCGGAGAUGCAGAUAAUGUGGAGGGGAACUACUUCUACGUCAGCCUCCCGGCUGGCGCUGGAGAAUCCCGCACGGACGCCAGGAGCCCCAGCCCUCCCGGGCCAGCCGAGCCCUCCGGUCAGCCAAAGAGCCCGCCUCCUGCCAGGCCCCCGCACGGCUCCCGGGGGCGCCCGAAGGAGAACGCGGCCGGGUGCCCCAGCGCUCUCGAAGGCCCGGCCUCUCCGCAGCUCUCCCUCUCCGGCCACGCGAUCCGGGACGUGGACGUGAUCUUCCGGACGAUAGACCAGCUCACCCUGAAGCUGACGAGGCUAAAGGAUCUCGAAACGGCCCACCAGCAGCUGCUGCGGUCGCUGCAUGGGAGUUGCGCUGCGGAUGCCACGCCGGUGGGGGACGUACCGCCAGAGCCCAGGUGGGCGUCGCCUGGCAGUCCUCCGACGUCCCACGCCAGCCACGGCCCUUUGCCCCCCUCGCAGCCCCUGGCUGCAGCCGAGCCAGGCCAAAUCCCCCUCUCCCAAGAGAGCCCCCGAGAAGUGACCCUUUAGGGCAGGGGCGUUUUCGCCACGGAAGGAAACCUCGCCCGCGGAGUGCGGCUCCCCCCUUUGCCCGGUCCACCUGGGGGCCUCCUGCAGCCUGCUUGGGCCGGCCGGCCGGCCGCUUUGAACUUGAGCAAGGCCUGGGCCUGGCACGGGAGCCGCCGGCCUCGGAGAUGGUGAAACCCGGGAGGAAGAGGAGCCGCCGGAACCCUCUUUUUGGGGAAAGCACGCGUUGGAUUGAUUUGAACUGUUUCGUCAGUAAUAUCUGGAGUUCUUCCCACCAGAGGCUUCCCGAGAUGAAGUCCUGGUAACUCGUUCUUUUGUGCAUUUGAGCGCAGAGAGACGCGCUCCCUGCCCGCACGUCUGCGCCACUGUGGGGCUUCCGCUGUCCUCGUGUGGCCCUGAGCAGCAUCAGUCACACACACACACACACACACACGCGCGUUACAUGAAAGCUGGAAUAUAUUCUGUAUAAUAGCACUUUUUUUGUUGUUUUGGUUUUGUGCUCUCUCCGUGCCGAGGAAGGAACCCCCAGGCGGAGAAGGGCCCCCGGCUGCUUCCACACCUCCUCGUUGGAUAUAAAUAUGUAUGUAUGGAUGUGCAUCGAGUCCUUGUAAAUACGAUAAGGCAGUUGCUGGUGGUGUCGUGGCUGGUUUUAUUUGCCUUCAUACCCUGGGAACUAGAAAGUCACAACGGCCCACUGCCACCGUAGCCCUGGCAUGACGGGGUGAGAGGCUGGCUCCCAUCACGCAGCGGCAGCCAAAGGGACCGGGGAGGCAACGGCCAGCUCCCCCCACGCUCUCUCAGGACAGGGCGGCCCCACGUCUCCCGUUCCCACAGCUGCCCGGCAGAGGCCGUGGCGCUCACCGGGCUGCAGUGGUGCCGAGGCUGCUGCCGUAAGAUAAUCUGCCUCUCUGCAGUGGUCCGGCGGGCUGCCCACGGAGAUCCCGCCUCAACUGGGGGCGUGGCGCCCUGGGCUCUCCCCAAGCAAGGCUGCCGGCAUCUCCUGGCAAGAGGAGUGGGCGGACACACAGCUGAAGGCCCCGGUCGCCGGAGGCCGCACCGUCCCAUCCUGCUCCGGCUGCUGCCCACCGGAUCCCGGGGCGUGCCUGUGUGCAUGUGUGGGGUGCAGACUCCUCGUGGGACACGCCGGCUCCAUCUGCGAUCCUGACCCCAGAAAUCCCUCCCCCCCACACACACACAUGCUGCACCAGGCGUAUGAUGCAUAUAAGAUUAUAUAUAGAUAUAUAUAGAAAUAUAUAUAUAUAAAAAGGAUGCCAGACUCUGUGCUGUUCAAUUCGCUAAAAGCCAAUUUUAUUUUCUUCCUUUCAAUGGUAAAAGAUUUUUUUUAAAGAAAAAAGUAAAAGUAAAAUAUUCCUCA